AUGUAUUACCGCGGGGCGCUGCAGAAAGCGGUUCAAGACGCAGUGUGCCUCAAGGUGUACCAGCACCGAGCGCGGGAUUUGGCCAAUGCAGCCCGAUCGCCUGGUCGAUUAAAGACGAUGGAGUCGCAGCUGCUAGCAUCUGUUACUGGGCAUGCGCUGCCGAAGAUCCAGCAGUGCUUGCCGCAGGAGUUGUCAAAUCUGGCAUGGGCUACGGCGACGCCCCAGACCUUGGGCAAAAUGUCAACGGACGCGACUGCAGCCGAAGGAAUCCAGAAAGCUUUAGGUUCCAGCGUGCAGAACUUGGCGAAUGCAGCUCAGGGGUUCACCACACUUGGUGCCAUGAGGCUGAAGCGCAUUUCGCAGCCCGAGCCGCAAGCACCGACCAACACUGCAGUUCGAUCGCCGGGAACAUUGGGUGUCAGCGAUGUAGCCGGAUCCUUUGCUCGGAGAUACACAGAGCCGGAUGUGUCGUUGGAAGCUGUUGCCACGCAGGGUAGACACAAGGCGGAGAUGCAUUGCCCUCAGGACCCCAAGUUUGGACAUCAGUCUGUCGCACUGACACCAGAAGACUUGCCUUAUGCCGGCUGCAGAGACUUACUGAGAUCCGCUCUGAAUCAGCAUUUCUGCCCGAGCCCCACUCCCCUCGUUUGCGAAGUCGACAUGUGUGGUCUGUCUGCGACUGUCAUCAUGGCUCUUGAAACUCGGAGUCCGGUGAAGCAAUGGCCACAACGCUUGUCAAGCGCACCUCUAAGACCACUGCCGCCACGAUCCAUACUGAAGGCUCCACCCUCAUCACCAUUGACGGUCUCAGGGGCAUCGGCGGCCUCAGCGGCUUCGUUGAUUUGUGUGCGGCGUCGUGGACGGCCCAAGCUACAAGCCAGUUUCCGAUGGGAGCAGGGAGACGCCACCGAUCAGGAGCUGCGAAUCUUCAUGCCGGUGGGCAGAAACACGUUAGCCAAAGACGUCGAACUGGAGUUAACGGAAACGUACCUUCGAAUCGGUCUGCGUGGCGAACCGCCAAUGAUUGAAGGCGAUUUGUGGAGCUGUGCAGAUGUGGAGGACACCUAUUUCGAGUUGGAGACUCGGCAGGCAGAAGUAGCUCGAAAGGAUGUCAAAGAGUUGGUGUUGUACCUCGCGAAGAAAAGGGUCGAGACUUGGGAGGAAAUCCUGCGCCCUUGUUACAAGUGGGAACCUGCUGGACGUUACAACGAGGAGAUCCGAAUCUAUGUUCCCCUUCGUGACGAGCUUAGGGCCUCCGACGUUGAUUUCCAGCUGGCCAAGGGUCGUCUCCGACUGAGAUGUGCUGAAGAAGUAGUUCUGGAUGGAGAGCUGUGGGGCGCUGUCGAGCUCGAGGACUGCGAUUGGAUGAUUGAUGUCCAUGAUGGCCAGCGCAGCAUUAUUGUUUCCUUGGGAAAGCUGCAUGUGCGCGAGCACUGGGAGAGACUGUGGAAGAGCGAGGAAGGCAAGGCUGGCUGGCCAGUCUUCAAGCCAGGCUCACGCAAGGAUGUCGACAUGGCAGUCCUUGGUUCUCUUGAUUAUGUGCAUACCCUCCUGAACCAACGGGAUGUCGACUAUGCGAGGGACUACUUAAACCAUGUCUUGCCUGAUGACGAGGAGCCCUGA
Messenger RNA from Symbiodinium sp. CCMP2456, 1623 nucleotides. NCBI's taxonomy places the organism in Eukaryota, Dinophyceae, Suessiales, Symbiodiniaceae. The record is from the annotation of a GenBank genome assembly.